UUAUUUUCUACUUCGUCCUUCUUCUUUCUUUCCCCAUCUUCCUUCCCUAACGUUUCGCCUCACCUUAAACUUUUUUAUCAAUGGAGUUGCUUUGACCCCAAGCUCUGCAACACUGGCAUUUUCUCUGUAAUUCUCAAAUGCUUCUGCAAAUUUUUACAGCCAAAUCUCUAACCAGAAAAAACGUUUUGUAUUCUCCACAAGCAAACCUUUUAACCAGAAAUUUUUUUUAAACUCUUUCAAUUUUUUCUACGUAUUUCACACAGUCAAAAACCUUUGCGUAGUUUCUUGUUUUCUUCACUUGAAGAUUCUUUUGCAGACCCAGAAACCUCUCAUUCCAUUCUCCGCAAUUGCUUUGAAAGUUAAUGUCAUUAGUUUGAUUCCUCCUGUCUCUGUAUUUGAGUCUUUUCAGCCACACCAGAGUUGGAGGCCUAGGUUUUCUUUCCCUUUGUUUGUUCUUUUUUCCGCUUUCUGUGGACCUUGUUUUGGGCUUUUCUGAAGGAACCCUAGUGCCACUCUUUCUCGUCUGACUUUUGCGCAUUUGUUUACUUGUUUUCCUUUAUAAUCGUCACUUGUUUGGUUGCUGGUUUUCCUGAAAUACCAUUGUUUGUCUACCUUCUUUCUCGUUUUCACAUGUAUAAACUCAUGUAAGGUUUUGAUGACAUGAAUUCCGUGAAGCGUGUCCUAAAUACUUGGGGCUUUUUUUCCCUAAAUGGGUUUGAACAUUAAUGAGAGUGUUUUUAGGGUUUCAUUGUCAUCUGAGUUAGCUCAAAGUAUCAAAAUAGUCUAUCGCUUGGAUUGGAGAUUUGCGGCUGAUAUGAUAUAAAGGAAGACCUCGAAUUAUCUGGGUUUCGUUAACUUCACUAUGCCUGAGAACGGUCACAGUUUCGUGGCGUGGGAAGAGCACAUUCUAUGCCAUGAGCGUGGUAAUCGUGUUGUUCAUUAUUACAUGAAGGCGGAGUCAGGGGAUUUGAUUCUCGCUGUUAUAGGGACUGAGAGGAGUAUAAGGCACAUGAUGUAUGUUGUCUCGGACGAGUUUGUAGAGGCUUAUGGGUCCAAAGGGUCCGUCAAUGCCAGCACCAAGUGGCGAGCCAGAAGAGAAGUUGUAGAGUGGCUUACAUCCUUGGUCUCCAGGCAGCUUCCAGCAGAGUUCACAAAUUCACCCCCGAAUGACUCAACACUGGCCCCGUUGGCUCAUCGAACUGUCUUGUCUAAUCAGAUGAUUUUGAGAAAAUUCAAAGUUCAAUAUUCAGAAAUCAAAUGGUCAGGCAAUGCUUGGAUCUGUGCCAAACAGCUCAAGCACUACCCAGCUUUUUCCAGGAAUGGAAAUACUAUAGCAGUCCAUUCCUUUGUAUUUAUAAUGGCUUCAGACUACCCUCACUACCUUGGUUACUUGGAAGAUAUGUAUGAAGAUAGGAAAGGGCAGAAAAAGGUAAAGGUACGGUGGUUUCACCAUUAUCAGGAAGUCAAGGAUUUAAUCCCCCACUUAAAUCCACAUCCUAGAGAAGUCUUCAUCACACCUCAUGUCCAAGUGAUCAGUGCAGAGUGUGUUGAUGGUCCUGCAACUGUUUUGACACCUAAGCAUUAUGAGAAAUGUGUAGAUAUUGUCACACAGGAUUUACUAUCUGGACUUCGAAUGUGCUUUAGACAGUUGAAAAACCAAAUUCUUAGACCUUUUGCUCUUGCUAAAUUACACGGGUACUCUAAUCAAGCAAUUCUUUCCUCCCUAGAUAUCGAUACUGUUCCCAAGAAGAAAAUCAAGUUCUCUAAGUUGUGUGGUGGAGAUCAGGAUGAAUUUCCCCAUGAUGAUCAUGUGAGGGUUGGUUCCAAGAGGAGUAGAAAUUACAAACCUGAGCAAGGACUGGAAAAUGGUACUCUUGGUUCUAAAAGUUCUGGUCCCAGGAAUCAGACAACAAACUGUGAACCAAAAUACCCAAAGUUGAAAUUUAGGUUGAAGAAGCCAACAGGUGUGAAAACUGUUGGAUUUGAAGUUCAGCCUCCUACAUCCUUUUCGGUUGAUGAGAGAAUAGAGGUGCUCUGUCAAGAUAGUGGCUUACGAGGCUGCUGGUUCCAGUGUAAGAUAUUGCAGAUAUCUCAGAAACUUCUGAAAGUUCAGUAUGAUGAUGUUAAGGAUGCAGAUGGCAUAGGCAAAUUAGAGGAGUGGGUACAUGCAUAUAGAGUGGCUUCUCUUGAUAAACUGGGUAUGAGAUGUAGAGGGCGCUUGACAAUUCGACCGUGCCCUCCCAAGGAUUCAACAGAGAUUAUGUUUGAAGUUGGAACACCAGUGGAUGCAUGUUGGAGUGAUGGUUGGUGGGAAGGUGUUGUUACUGGAGUUGACGUUUUUGGACCCAAUACGGUGCAAGUUUUUCUUCCUGGUGAAGGGAAGCUUUUGACUAUCCAGAAAAAGAAGAUUAGGGCUUCCAAAGAUUGGGAUGGAUGCAGUUGGGUUAGUAUAAAGCCAAGGCCUGACAUACUCUUAUGUAUACCUGAAAAUAUCUGUCCCAGUAUUACUACAAAGGUCUCAAAGGGUACAACAGAGUUAUCUGGGUCUGAAAUUCAUUGCAUUCCUAAGCAUGAAGCUUUUGACGGUCCAGAUGGAAAAGGAUUGCAUGACUUAACCGAGUCUGUUGAGCUUGUAAAAAGUUUCGCCGAUUCCAAUUCAAUAAGUUGUCCUUUGGGAAAUGAUAAGAUUGAUACUAAUCAUUUUAGUGCUAAUAACCAUGCUGAUUUUGGGAAUGAAGGUGAAUCAGGUUUGGGGAAAGUUCUUUGUCAUCCUAUUUUUGAGAAAAGUGAAGCAGGUGUAGCAGAAAAUAUGGAAGUGGUCUCUUCUUAGUCUUAGUUGGUGCUGGCUGAAGAUCUUAGAAAAGGCAGGGUUCGUUGUUUUUGUAGAUAGACUUGAAAUGUGGGCAUGGGAAAAUGCAAGAUAAUGUUCUAAUUUCCUAACAUCAAAAGAAUUUGGCUGUGGUGUACAGGAAUUGAUGUAUGUGGUAAGUGUGUUGGGGUAGAAAGAAAGGUGUAGUCAUAGUUAAUUCAGGGGCGAUGGUAGUAUUAUUAGUUGUAGCUCAUUGCUAUUUGAGUGAAGUGAGAAUAUGUUUAUAUGCACGUUAUUAUAGUAUUUUCUUUGCUGAGUAAAAUAGUUCUAUACUUAGACGGCUUUUUGGGUUUAAUUGUAAAGCUUUAGGAGUUUUGUUUGGGUUAAUAAAACUAGAGUGUUUCAUAUUUUAUUAGCUAUAUAAAGAUAUAGCUGUUUGCUUCCUAUAUUA
Molecule: messenger RNA, 3260 nt
Organism: Cannabis sativa
Lineage: Eukaryota; Viridiplantae; Streptophyta; Magnoliopsida; Rosales; Cannabaceae
Exons: 6
Coding region: 863-2830 (655 amino acids)
Molecular function (GO): chromatin binding
Source: RefSeq, a predicted model, not a curated record